Molecule: messenger RNA, 954 nt
Organism: Pyrus x bretschneideri (Chinese white pear)
Lineage: Eukaryota; Viridiplantae; Streptophyta; Magnoliopsida; Rosales; Rosaceae
Product: abscisic acid receptor PYL3-like
Exons: 3
Coding region: 232-786 (184 amino acids)
Biological process (GO): abscisic acid-activated signaling pathway
Cellular component (GO): nucleus; cytoplasm
Molecular function (GO): protein phosphatase inhibitor activity; abscisic acid binding; signaling receptor activity
Source: RefSeq, a predicted model, not a curated record
UAUGAUAACCCGCCAAGCUAAGCUACUUUUUUCACACCAAAAGCCUCUCUCUCUCUCUCUCCCUCUCUCUCCUCAAGAAAUAAAGAAAAGCAUUUUUUACUCUCUCUCUGGAAGCGUCUGUCUUGUAUCGCCUUCUUCUCCCGUUGUCCUCGUUUGUUUGUAGAGAAUAAAGAGAGGAAGGAACGGUUUGAGGGAUUGAGAGAUUGAAGGGAAACAAUACUUAAUCGGAAAAUGAGCAGCGGCGGCGGUGAUUCGAUGGAGGCGGAGUACAUACGGAGGCACCACAGGCACGAGCCCAGAGAGAACCAGUGUACUUCGGCUCUGGUCAGGCACAUCAAAGCCCCUGUGCAUCUCGUGUGGUCAUUGGUGAGGAGAUUUGAUCAGCCCCAGAAGUACAAGCCGUUUGUUAGUCGGUGCACCAUGAAGGGGGACCUUGGCAUUGGGAGCGUUAGAGAGGUGAAUGUUAAAUCUGGGCUGCCCGCAACAACCAGCACUGAGAGGCUGGAGCUUCUUGAUGAUGAUGAGCACAUUCUUGGAAUCAAGAUUGUUGGCGGUGAUCAUAGGCUAAGGAACUACGCUUCAAUUAUUACUGUACACCCUGAGGUUAUUGAAGGAAGACCGGGGACACUUGUUAUUGAAUCCUUUGUGGUGGAUGUGCCUGAGGGGAAUACCAAGGAUGAGACAUGCUACUUUGUUGAGGCCCUGAUCCGGUGCAACCUCAAGUCUUUGGCUGAUGUCUCAGAGAGGAUGGCUGUCCAGGACCGAACUGAACCUAUCAAUCAUUAGUGGAGUUGGGGAAUGGCACAGGAGUACGAUAGGCUAUAGGUAAACCAAGCAUGUGGUUUUUUUGUCUCAAAUGCUGUGUAGAGAUAGUCGGAGCUUUCCUUCCAUUCACCGAAGUUUUGGAUCUUUUGCAUUUCUGACUGAUGAACAUCCUUCCUACCCUCUUUCCAA